This is a messenger RNA of Macrobrachium nipponense, 1908 nucleotides long. RefSeq lists its product as uncharacterized. NCBI's taxonomy places the organism in Eukaryota, Metazoa, Arthropoda, Malacostraca, Decapoda, Palaemonidae. The record is from RefSeq and is a predicted model, not a curated record. Bases 170 to 718 code for a protein of 182 amino acids. The transcript is spliced from 6 exons.
AACUCGUGCGCUUCGGAGUCACGCACACGACGGGCUAACUAAAGCCAUUGACGAGUUCUCUGGCAUAGUUUACCCUAAACAUCAGUGGGUGUAGAUUAUAGCCAUGACAGCUCCUGGCGGGUCUGGAAUUCUUUAGCAGCUACAGCAAGUUGCAAGACUUUGAGCGACGAUGAAGUUCGUUUGCGAACCGAAGUCGUGCCUAUGCUGCAUCGCACCCAAGACAGGUUCACUAAUCCUGGGUUUCGUAGGAGCGAUAUGUUCUAUAUUCGGGAUACUGGCCAUCAUAGCAGUCGCGUUUUCGAAGAAAGGUUUCGCAGUAUGCCAAAACGACAACCUGCAGGAGCGGGAAUACCCUUGCAUGGAAAUUGGUAUGCUUCUCUUAGCAGUUAGCGCCAUCGUAGCCUUCGUCAAUGGAGCCGUCAGUAUUUCACUCAUCUACGGACUAAAUAAGGGCAUAGCGCAUCUCAUGAUCCCUUACGUCAUCCUGAACAGCGCUCAAACGUUCCUCACGGGACUCUUCACGGUUGCCUUAGCUGCCAUUUAUGGAGUCAAUGGCUACUGGGUUCCUUUCGCCCUUGUGUUGAUCGUGGGGACUCUGAUCGUGGCCCUGUGGGUGCAUUUCCUAAUGAUCAUCUAUAUCACAAGGAAAGAGGUAAGGAUGACCAGUUCUGAGGAAGUGGCACCUUCGACCACCGGGUCGGAAUUGUGGAAUAGGUAGUCUAUGGCUUUCCUGUUCGUCCGUAAAACAAUCUUUCAAGGAAAAUAAUGGCUGGAUUAGCACCAGGAAUUGACAGCUAGGAUUAUUCCAAGCGACAGCGUUGACAUGAGCUGCAGUAAACCACUGAAUACCUAAGGAGACGGGCUAAUUUCGCCAGAGACCUGAUAAGGGGAACGCUGUCCAGUGCUACAGUCGUUUGCCAAAUGUCUGAAAGGUGUCCUUUCCUCGGGUCGUUGAUAAAACAAAUAUCAGCAAGUGCUGUGAGCCACAUUGAGUACCAGUUCAUAUACCUCAGAUUAUAACAUUUCUGAAACGUUGAGAUUAACCGCUGGAAAACUGACAAAAGGUAAUUUCUGCUCAUCAGAACGCUCACAAAGAAAGAAAUAGAUAAGCUAUAAUGGCAGCCACUCUACAAGUGGGAUUAGAAAAUUAUGCAGUUUAACACUUCAAACCGAACAAUGCAGCGUAUGGCACUAAUGAGCAACGGCAGAGAACAUAAUGAAAAAUGUUAUGGUAAUAAAAUUUUUCACUAUGUUCUCUGCCAUUACUCAUCAGUGCCACAUUCCAUGCAUUUCUACGAACCUGGAUGAGAAUAUAAGUGGAAAUCCUUCAGAAAAAAUAAAUUGUAACCAAGAAAAUGAUAAAAAAAAAGAAAAUAAUGACAAUCCAAAGGGCAGAUGUUUAGUGAUCAAAAGUACAGUACAAUGACUUUUCUCUGAUUUCCCUGAUAGUUACCUAUCAUUGCCACUUAAUGGAUGUUUUUAUUUUGACCUCGACAUCAAAAAAUUAAGUUGAGAAUACAAUUGUUCAAGGUUCACUAGGAAUAAUUCAGCGUCUAUAUUUUCAAUAAAGCAUCUAUAAUAUUGCACCUGCGAUUUCAAUGUGUUCACUAUGUAAUGCACUAAAAGAAGGGAAAUUAACUCGUUUGUGAAUGUAACUCGUGUCUCAUAAGUGUUGCUCUUGUUCGAAUAUUCCAUCUGAUGUUGACGAAUCGUUCCUCUUUCUAGCAGAUCUUGUUGUCGUUCCAGUCCUUUUCAUGAUUUCGUCAGUGUCCAAUGGUGUGAUUAUGUCUGUCUCUGGAUCUUACAAUUAUCAAGUUCAAAACGAUCUGUGAUACUGUCCUUUUUGGCACGUGUUCAUGUCUUAACAGCCUCUGCCAGAAACGUAUUAAAAAAAAUGAAAUAAAUUUG